AUGGCGGCUCCUGCUUCUUCUGGUCCCGAGAUCUACGUUGACGACUCCUUGAAGGCUGAUUCUCUGACAAACGUAUAUCUAAACUAUGGUUCCAAGACCGUUGAAGGUGCCAUGACUCUCUCCUAUGGUUCUUGCGAAGUUGACUCUGAAGCAACCCACCUCAUCGGUACUACGGAGGUAACCGCCGAUUUCCAACCCACCAAAUUCGCUUGGGCUGUUCCUUCGGAUGCGCAAUCUGGCUGUAUAGUUGCCAAGGAUGCUGCUGGCAAUAUUAUUGCGCGGAGUGAGCCCUACACCGUCUCAACAACGCUCAGUAAGCGUGGCCAUCCCGAGUUUGAAGACAUGUAUUUUGAUGCUGUCAAGUACCACAAGCGCCAAAUGUCCAAGCGCAGCAAGAUUCAUGCCAGUGACAAAUCUGAGAAAAUCGGUAUUAUUGGCGCCGGUAUGUCUGGCUUAUUUAGUGGUCUGCUUUUGGAUCAAGCUGGCUUCCAUAAUUAUGAGAUUUUGGAAGCAAACGAUAGACUUGGAGGUCGUGUUCACACUACCUAUUUCAACAACUCGACCAUUGCUUAUCAGGAAAUGGGACCGAUGCGCUUUCCCGUAUCAAUUGAUUAUGAAGAUGGAAAAUCGCUCCCCGUGACUGAUCACAACAUUGUGUUUCAGAUGGCCGAGGAGCUCAACAAGAUGAACGACGACCAUUACAAAAUAGAGUUUAUCAAAUGGAUUCAAUCCUCUGAUAACAAUCUGUCGUAUCGAAAUGGUGUCCGCUUAUCCGACGGCCGCGUCCCUACCAAGGGCCAAGUUGCUGCCAACUCUUCGCUUACUAUGGUCUCUGGCACCGGUGACCUCAGCUCUGCCGUCAGCGAGGCUACUGAGGAAUUCUACACCGAUGACUGGUAUAAGUUGAUGAGUAAGGACUUGUACAAGGCACAUGCGAAAGCACUUGAUGAAGGGUACGAUGACUGGUCUGAAUGGGCAUGGCUUCAUCAAAAAUCGGGUCUUUCGUUGAACGCCACGGACUAUGCUACUGGCUUAUCAGCAGGGAAUAUCUGGGAAGACCUUUAUGACCGUUUCACAUUCAGUGCAACCAACUGGAAAACUGUCCAAGGUGGACUCAACCGUUUGGCCAAGGCUUACGAGCCUGUGUUGGGUGAUAAGGUUACAUUUGGUCGCAAAGUCAGCAAGCUCGCAGUCGAAGAUAGUAAGGUCUCUGUCCAGUGGAAGGAAGAUCCUUAUGACGAGAAGUACAAGUCCGAAUCUUAUGAUAACGUCAUUGUUGGCGUGCCAUUCACUAUUGUCCGUAAUUGGCAUCUACCUGAGCUUCCUUACACAUUGGAUCGUGCUAUCAAGAAUUUGGGCUACAGUCAAGCCUGCAAGGUUGCUCUCGAAUUCUCCGAGCGUUUUUGGGAGCAAUAUGAGCUUCCUAUCAAGGGUGGCUGUGAUUCGACUGAUUUGGCUUCCGGCUCCAUUUGCUAUCCUUCCAACAACUUUGGCAGCGACGGUCCCGGUGUUAUGCUUGCCAGCUAUGCCAGCGGCGAUGGUGGUCUCCGUUUUGCAUCCAUGACAGAAGAGCAGCAUGUUGCACGCGUUCUUGAGGACAUCUACGAACUUCACGGUGGCAUUGCCAAAGAAAAGUACACCGGCAACUACGAUCGUGUCUGCUGGAUCUUGGACGAAUUCCAGUCUGGCUCUUGGGCCUCUGCUGAGCCUGGUCAGCAUAAGCUGUACAUGCCUUCGUACUUUGAGAUGAGCAACGGCAUCGUCUUUGUAGGAGAGCAUACCGAUAUCAAGCACGCAUGGAUUAGUGCUGCUUUGGAAUCGUCCAUCCGAGGUGUUGUCAUGGUUCUUGUUGAACACGGUCAUGUCAAGGAAGCCAAGCAGCUUGUCAAGAAGUGGAACGCCAGCUGGAUGAAGAUCUGA
Molecule: messenger RNA, 1920 nt
Organism: Zychaea mexicana
Lineage: Eukaryota; Fungi; Mucoromycota; Mucoromycetes; Mucorales; Lichtheimiaceae
Product: putative amine oxidase
Exons: 8
Coding region: 1-1920 (639 amino acids)
Biological process (GO): amino acid catabolic process
Molecular function (GO): polyamine oxidase activity; L-amino-acid oxidase activity
Source: RefSeq, a predicted model, not a curated record